AUGCCCCCUGGGGUGUACAGACACCCCAGCUGUGGGGCCCCACACCCUGCAUGCGCAUGCAGCACUUUGGGGCUUUCUAGCAGCAGCAGCAGCAGCAGCAGCAGCAGCCACCCAGCAGCAAUUAACACUUUGACGCAAGUGGCAGAGUAUACUUUGGGGGCCCUUCUCAGCAGCAGCAGCAGCCCCGCUGCUGCUGCUGGCGCUGCAGCAGCACAGGCCCACGAGCCCUGCAGCAGCAGCAGCAGCAGCAGCAGCAGCAGCAGCAGCGGUGGUAGUGGCAGCAGAAGAAGGAAGAGGAACAGCAGCAGAAACAAAAGCAAAGCCAGCAGCAGCAGCAGCAGGAGAAGGGGACCCAGCGCUGCUGUUGAGAAUUCGCCUCAACAGCAGCAGCAGCAGCAGCAGCAGCAGCAGGCAGCCGCUGCUGCGGUGGUGGAGGGCGGCGGCUGCAGCGCGCAGCAGCGGCUGCAGCUGCUGCUGCUGCAGCAGCAGCAGCUGCUGCUGACCUGCAAGUGCCUGGCGGAGCUAACUGGCCUUGUGUCUCUGGACAGCAGCGCAGCAAAAAGGCUAGUUGAGCUUUUGCUGCGGCUGCUGCAGCAAGAAGACCGUGCUGCGAUCCAGCAGCAGCAGCAGCUGCUGCAGCAGCAGCUGCAGCCGGGGGAGCGGGAGGCGCUCCCGGCGGCCAGCUGGCAGCAGCAGCAGCUGCUGCUGCUGCAGGCUGCUGCUGCUGCUGCACUCGCUUUUGCUGCUGAAAGAUGGCCUUCUUUGGAAACUAAAUUAAUUAAUCAAAAGAGACAUUUGGAGACAGUUCAUAACUUCCAUUUGCUGUGGGUGCAGCAGCACCAGAGAGUGUGUGGGGGCCGCGGGCCAGCAGCAGCGCUGCAGCAGCCGCAGCAGCAGCUGCAGCAGCGCCGGCUGCUGCAGCUGCGCCAGCUGCUGCUCGGCCACAGUCCCCACGAGCAGCAGCAGCAGCAGCAGCAGCAGCAGCAGGUCCAGGAGCAGCAGUGCAGAGAGGUGCAGCACCGGCUCAGGCAAAUUCGGAGAAUUCUUAACAGGCAGCAGCAGCAGGAGCAGCAGCAGCAGCAGCAGCAGCAGCAGGCAGAGGGGAGGGCAAACCCGCACUGCACCGCGCUGCUGCUGCAGCUGCAGCGACAUUUGCAGCAGCACCUGCAGCAGCACCUGCAGCAGCACCUGCAGCAGCAGCAACGCCAUCCGCUGCAUCUCCUGCUUCAAGAUAUUCAGCAACAGCAGCAGCAGCAGCAGCAACAGCAGCAGCGAAACUACAGCCACACAGAACUGUACUUUGAUCCACAGCUGCAGCAGCAGCAGCAGCAGCGCUCCCACCACCUUCCUCAGCCCCGUCUCCGUGAUCAGGAGCAGCAGCAGCAGCAGCAUCUCCACAACACUCAAGAGCAGCAGCAGCAGCAGCAGCUGCAGCAGCUGCAGCAGCGUCGUACGCGUAGCCAUCAUGAGCGCCAGCAGCAGCAGCAGCAGCAGCAGCAUCACCAUAUUGUGCAUCACAAUCGUGAGCACCAGCGCCAGCAGCAGCAGCGGCGCCAGCAGCAGCAGCAGCAGCAGCAGCAGCAGCAGCAGCAGCAGCAGCAGCAGCAGCAGAUGGAGCCGUGGCCGAGUGCAGACUGUCCACUGCAUGCGCUGGAAAUGGUGGCCGUGGGCAGCAGGCUGUGUCGCUCUGUGUCUUCAUACUUCCGUUUGCUGCUGCAGCAGCAGCAGCAGCAGCAGCAGCAGCAGCAAAUGGAGGAGCCCCUCAGCAGGUCCCAAAGAGCCCUCGUGCUGCUGCUGGACAGAAUGCAUGGCAACAUCUCCGUCAUCCACACAGAGCUGCAGCAGCAGCAGCAGCAGCAGCAGCAAAGUUUGCUGCAGCUGUCAGCAGCAGCUCCCAGAAGGCAGCUAGUGGUCCAUUUGCUGUGGAAUGUUGCUGCUGACUUAGCAGCUCUCUGGGUCUGCCCCGAGCAUCAGCAGCAGCAGCAGCAGCUGCUGCUGCUGCAGUGGCGGGAGCAGCACCAGUGGCAGUGGCAGCAGCAGCAGCGCGAGCAGCAGCAGCAGCGGCUCCGGUAUGCUGCAGCACAAGCAGCAGCAAGGGCCCCACACCUGCCUGAGCUGGUAAUUUCUCUUAUGGCAGCAGCACUUAAGGAGGCUAAGACUUUCAGGAAGCAGCAGCAGCAGCAGCAGCGGCAGCAGCAAAAGCGCAAGCGGCAGCAGCAGCAGCAGCUGCUGCUGCAGCAGCAACAAGAACAACUCAGGCAAGAAUACCAGCAACUGCAGCAGGAAAGUCUGCAGCUGCAGCAACUCAAAGACAACCUUAAGCUGCUGCUGCAGACUCAACAUGCACGCCAACAAGAGAGGCAGCAGCAGCAGCAGCAACAGCAACAACAGGAGCAGCAGCAACAGCAGCAACAGCAGCAACAGCAGCAACAGCAGCAAGCGCAGCAGCUGCAGCGGCGACGGGGUAGAGAGAGCGCACAGGAAUAUCGCAAGAAACGAACUCUUGAGAGGAGACAGCAGCAGCAGCAGCAGCAGCAGCAGCAGCAGCAGCAGCAGAAACAAAAGCAGCAGCAGCAGCAAGAACAGAAAGCCACAGAUACGAAGCAGGGGCGGCAGCCUUGCAAGCGCCUCAAGUGCACGCGGGACUUGCAGCAGCAGCUGCAGCAGCGACCCCAGCAGCAGCAGAAGCAGCAGCAGCAGCAGCAGGAACAGCAGCAGUCGCCGCUGCUGAUGGACCUCCAGGAGGAGGGAGUUCAGUUGCGGCAGCAGCAGCAGCAGCAGCAGCAGCAGCAGCAGGAACAGCAGCAGCCCCUGCAGCAGCAGCUGCGACGCGGCGCGGCUGCGAACCCAAGCUAUGAGCAGCCCCAACCCCAACCCCAGCAGCAGCAGCAGCAGCAGCAGCAGCAGCAGCAGCAGCAGCAGCAGCAGCAGCAGCAGCAGACUUUGCUGCUGCCGGUGCAGCGGCGCAGUGGCCGCGUGCCCCGCCACCCCUACGGGCGUCCAGACACUUCAAAUUUGCUGCUGCUGAAUUCCAUAAAUGCAACAGCAGCAGAUGUCCUCGCCCCCGGGCUGCAGAUACUCAGUACGCUGCUGCUGCUGCUGCUGCUGCUGCUGCUGCUGCUGCUGCUGCUGCUGCUGCUGCUGCUGCUUCUGCUGCUGCUGCUGCUGCUGCGGGUGCUGUAG
Messenger RNA from Eimeria necatrix, 3183 nucleotides. RefSeq lists its product as hypothetical. The transcript has a single exon. The record is from RefSeq and is a predicted model, not a curated record. The coding region runs from base 1 to 3183 and encodes 1060 amino acids. Lineage: Eukaryota; Apicomplexa; Conoidasida; Eucoccidiorida; Eimeriidae.